Messenger RNA from Cuculus canorus (common cuckoo), 2342 nucleotides. RefSeq names its product serine hydroxymethyltransferase 1 (gene SHMT1). Gene Ontology annotation, biological process: L-serine catabolic process; purine nucleobase biosynthetic process; protein homotetramerization. Gene Ontology annotation, molecular function: protein homodimerization activity; glycine hydroxymethyltransferase activity; mRNA 5'-UTR binding. The record is from RefSeq and is a predicted model, not a curated record. The coding region runs from base 1 to 1713 and encodes 570 amino acids. The transcript is spliced from 12 exons. Gene Ontology annotation, cellular component: nucleus; cytoplasm; cytosol. NCBI's taxonomy places the organism in Eukaryota, Metazoa, Chordata, Aves, Cuculiformes, Cuculidae.
AUGGCAGCGCAGCCCCCGCCCCGGCCAAGGCCACCCGCGCCGGGCCCGCCACGUGCAGGCGCUGCCGCCAGCCCCGCCCCGGCGCGGGCCAAUGGGCGGCGGGGAGGCGGGAGGGGCGGCGCGGAUUGGCCGAGGCGCGGAGGGGGCGGGGCCGAGCGGGCUAUGCUAGGGCGGGGGGGGGCCGCGCGGCGGGGAGCGGGACCGGACAGAGCGGGACCGGGAACGGCUGCGGGUGACCUUGGACCCAACGGAAAGAUGGCAAACUCAACACAGGGCAUCGGGGGCCUCCCCAGCACAGAGCUCUGGGUCUCCCAUAACAAGAUGGUGAUGGAGCCGCUUGAAAGCAACGACCCAGAGGUGCACAGCAUCAUCAAGAAGGAGAAGCAGCGACAGAAGCUGGGACUGGAGUUAAUCGCAUCGGAGAACUUUGCAAGCCGAGCAGUGCUGGAGGCCCUGGGAUCCUGCAUGAACAACAAAUACUCCGAGGGCUACCCAGGGCAGAGGUACUAUGGUGGGACGGAGUUCGUAGAUGAGCUGGAAAGGUUGUGCCAGAAGCGAGCCCUGCAGGCAUUCCGGCUUGACCCACAGAAGUGGGGUGUUAAUGUCCAGCCCUACUCAGGGUCACCGGCAAACUUUGCCGUGUACACGGCCCUGGUGGAGCCACACGGCAGGAUCAUGGGGCUGGACCUGCCCGACGGGGGCCACCUCACCCAUGGCUUCAUGACGGACAAGAAGAAGAUCUCUGCCACCUCUGUCUUCUUCGAGUCCAUGCCCUACAAGGUCAACCCCAAGACCGGUUACAUCGACUAUGAUCAGCUGGAGGAGAACUCUCGCCUCUUCCACCCCAAGCUGAUCAUUGCAGGUGUCAGCUGCUACUCGCGCAACCUGGACUAUGCCCGCAUGCGGAAGAUCGCAGAUGCCAAUGGUGCCUACCUCAUGGCCGACAUGGCCCACAUCAGUGGGCUGGUGGCUGCUGGAGUGGUGCCCUCCCCCUUUGACCACUGCGAUGUCGUCUCCACCACCACCCACAAGACGCUGCGGGGCUGCCGGGCUGGCAUGAUCUUCUACCGCAAAGGCACCCGCAGCGUGGACCCCAAGACGGGCAAGGAAACGCUCUACAACCUGGAGAGCCUCAUCAACCAGGCGGUCUUCCCGGGGCUGCAAGGAGGCCCACACAACCACGCCAUUGCAGGGAUUGCCGUGGCGCUGCGCCAGGCCAUGACGCCUGAGUUCAAAGCCUACCAGCAGCAGGUGGUGGCCAACUGCAAGGCACUCUCGGCAGCACUGAUGGAGCUGGGCUACGACAUCGUCACAGGUGGCUCCGACAACCACCUGAUUCUGCUGGACCUGCGCAGCAGAGGCACGGAUGGUGGCCGCGCUGAGCGGGUGCUGGAGAUCUGCUCCAUUGCCUGCAACAAGAACACGUGCCCUGGCGAUGUCAGCGCCCUGCGCCCCAGCGGCCUGCGGUUCGGGACGCCAGCACUCACCUCCCGUGGCUUCAGGCAGGAUGACUUCCGCAUGGUGGCUCAGUACAUCCACAGAGGGAUCGAGCUGACGCUGCGCGUGCAGAAGGACAUGAGCCCCAAGGCCACGCUGAAAGAAUUCAAGGAGAAACUGGAGGAGGAGAAAUACCAAGCAGAGCUGAAGGCACUGAAGGGAGAGGUGGAAGCAUUCGCAGCCACCUUCCCACUCCCGGGGCUGCCUGUUCUGUGAGGGGAAGACAUCCCUGCCCGCUCCUGGAGCCACGAAGCACCCGGGAUCACGGCACACUCGCACCCUCAGCCUUCUCCCAGCACCUCCCUGCUGGCACUGGCUGUGAUGUGGCAGUGGCUCCUUGUUCAGCUCCUCCUCACUUCUCCCAUCCCGUGUAGGGCGCAGGACCCCUGCGUGCAGCCCCUUCACCACCAGCAUCACAGUCAGGACCCAGCACCGUGUCCGCCCCGGCCAGGUCUGAGCCGCUCGGUGGGAGCAGCAGAGGUUUUCUCAUCUGGACACCCCUGCUCACCACAUCCAGAGCAACCAAACCCUGCAGCCGUUCUCCGCUGCACUGGAGACUUCACAACCACUAAAAACAUCCCCAAUCCCUGCCUGGAGGAUGUGCCAUCACACACCAAAACCCACUCACCACGUGUGCCUUCUCACCAUGCGUGCCUUCAGGGUUCGGUGGAGCCAAGCCUUGUCCGAGAACCUCCUCGACCACCACCCCACCCUCGCCAGUGCCUCCGUUAUUGUCUCAGCUCUCCGAGCACAGAGCUUGGAUAGAACCAUUUUUUAAUAAGCACGAUAAAAUGAAGAAUUAAACCACACUGUGUGACAAGAAUCGGAAGCUUUAAAAAAUACAA